AUGCUUGGGAACGUGACACCUCUGAGGUGCUCAGAGUAUGACCCAAGUGCAGUGCAAGGAGGCCUGGCUCUUGGCAAUGCUGCCGGGAUAAAUCAUGCCAGGGUAGGGGGAGUUCACUUUGGCUCUGGGAUUUUGUUAAAGUUGAUCACCACCUCCUUUUGCAGCUUAGAAGUGCAGCCGGCUAGGGAGGCUCCCGGGCGAGUGGAGUGGGCACAGACCUGCGGCUGGGCAUCCCUGCCGGGCUCUCGCCUCCCGCGUCCUCACGCACCAGUCUCAGUAUCACCCAGCAGUCUUGGGGCCCCGCAGUCCCCUGGGAAGGAAGGGGCGCAGGCGGGGGAGGGGGACCAGGAAGGGCCCAGGCCCAGGCGGCCUGGAGAUGCUCGAGUUUCCAACACGCGGGAAGCCCAAGAACUCCACCGCCCAGCGCGGGUGCGCAGGGCCCGGCGGCCCGAAACUCCACAAAGCCGCCGGCCGCCUCCCGCCCUGCCCCCGCUCCCCAGUCCCAGUCGCCCGGACCUCGCUCGAAAGGCGGCAGAUGGGAAGUUCCCGGGAGCCAGCGCAGCCGCGCUCCACACGCGGCAGCAGGCGUCCUUGGGGAAGCCUUGCGCGCAGGGUGCCUGCCCCGCAGGUGGGUCCCAGGCUCCCGGGGCGCCACAGGCUGUGAAGAUCGGGCGGGUCACCGAGCCAGGGCCCGUCUUCACUCUGUCCCCAACCCCAGGGCCCCCGGGGCGGCAAGGAGGAUCGUGCGUUUUGCUGAAUGGUCGCCACGAGGAAAACAACUUGUGGGACCCGCAGCAGCUGCCACCGCCGGGCCGCCGGGCCGCCGGGCCGCCGGGCCGCGCGGGGACCCAGCCGCCCCGCCGCGACCGCCCCAGCCCGCUCUCGCGCGCCGCCCUGCCGCCCCCGCCCCCGCCGCCGCCCCCAGCCCCGGGGAUCUGCCGGCUGGAGAGGCCCGGCUGCCCUGGGCCCCUACCCGCCCCAGCUCUCGGAGCUCGGGGUUUCACCGCAGGCAGGCCCUGCACCUGA
Lepus europaeus (European hare) is the source of this 1026-nucleotide messenger RNA. RefSeq lists its product as uncharacterized. The record is from RefSeq and is a predicted model, not a curated record. Bases 1 to 1026 code for a protein of 341 amino acids. NCBI's taxonomy places the organism in Eukaryota, Metazoa, Chordata, Mammalia, Lagomorpha, Leporidae. The transcript is spliced from 3 exons.